Messenger RNA from Coffea eugenioides, 1097 nucleotides. Its product is annotated as basic leucine zipper 25-like. The coding region runs from base 35 to 739 and encodes 234 amino acids. Lineage: Eukaryota; Viridiplantae; Streptophyta; Magnoliopsida; Gentianales; Rubiaceae. Gene Ontology annotation, molecular function: DNA-binding transcription factor activity; transcription cis-regulatory region binding. The transcript has a single exon. Gene Ontology annotation, cellular component: nucleus. The record is from RefSeq and is a predicted model, not a curated record. Gene Ontology annotation, biological process: positive regulation of DNA-templated transcription.
CUUCCCUCACUGCUCCAUUAUUGAUUUUCCGGCCAUGUUGUCCGCCGACGGUCUGUUCGGAAACCCUUUUCCGGCUUUUGAGAGUGGUUUCCCUCCUUGGGACUGCCAAGAACCACCUUUUGUCUUUCCACAACAUGAUGACCCGAUUCUUUCCCCACUAGAAGAACUACGAGUAGAAGCCCAAGAACCGGUAAUUUCUAAUUCCGGUUCGGAAAGCUACACUCCGCCCCCGCUCGAUCCAACCGGACAGGCUAUUUCCAUUUCGGGUUCAGAAAACUAUGAUCCAACCCCGCUUGAUUCAUCUUCCGGUUCGGAGGAACCGAACCAAAACAAUAAAAGGCCUUACUCCGGUUCAGAUGAUACCACGAACCCACCCGUUGAUUCUGCCGCAGACGAGCGAAAGCGCAGGCGCAUGUUAUCGAACCGGGAGUCCGCGAAGAGGUCCCGUAUGAGGAAACAGAAACAUCUGGAGAACUUGAGGAACCAAGUGAGUCGGCUUAGAAUUGGGAACCGGGAACUAGUGAACCGGCUACGUGUUGUUACCCAUCACUGCCAACUGGUGAGGACUGACAACGACCGGCUCCGGUCGGAGUCAGUCAUCCUCCGGCAACGUCUUUGGGACAUACGUCAAGUGUUGCUUGUCCGGCAACUUCAGCAACAGCUGGCUACCUCUGCAUGGCCAUGCAAUAAUCUUACGCCCAUGAACGAUGAAACUAUACCGCAACCAUUAAUCACAUGACCUUAAAGAAUCAUUAAAAACCCGCUUCACAUAAAAGCUACUAAAACCGAAGAUAUGCAAGAACCCCGACACAUUUCUCUGUCUGUCUCUCUCUCUCUCUCUCUCUCUCCCCUCUUCCCUCUUUUGCUCUCUCUCUCUCUCUUUCUGUAAAUUAAAGCUAAUAGAAGAGACGGAUUGGUGUUACUCUUGAGCUAUUUUUAGACUUGGGGGACGUUGGAGAAAAAAGAGUAGUAGUCUCUUUUUUCUUUUUCGUUUUUUGGCUACGCCAGCAGAAUCAUCACUCUGUAGAGAGUUGUCCAAUGUUUGGCUAUUGCUUAUCAGUAAAUUAUAAUAAUCGAAAGUCUUCUCAUUGAACUUC